Ailuropoda melanoleuca (giant panda) is the source of this 1446-nucleotide messenger RNA. Its product is annotated as heterogeneous nuclear ribonucleoprotein A1-like. Gene Ontology annotation, cellular component: catalytic step 2 spliceosome. The record is from RefSeq and is a predicted model, not a curated record. Gene Ontology annotation, molecular function: mRNA 3'-UTR binding. Lineage: Eukaryota; Metazoa; Chordata; Mammalia; Carnivora; Ursidae. Gene Ontology annotation, biological process: mRNA splicing, via spliceosome.
AUGGAGCUGAAGAGUACUGUGCACUGCGACUGUUGCGACAGAGCGAAAAGAAAUAAAGGAGUUUGGGCAGAAGAAUUGCUUUCUGCCCUUGGACACCACCGAGUAAGUAUCAUUAAAGUCCCUGCCCCCACCGCUGUCCUGUCUAAGUCAGAGCCUCCCAAAGAGCCUGAACAGCUGCAGAAGAUCUUCACUGGGGGUUUGAGCUUUGAAACAACCAAUGAGGGUCUGAGGAGCCAUUUUGAGCAAUGGGGAAUACUCACAGACAGUGUGGUAAUGAGACGUCCAAACACCAAACAUUCCAGAUCCUUUGGGUUUAUCACGUAUGCCACUGCGGAGGAGGUGGAGGCAGCCAUGAACGCAAGGCCACACAAGCUGGAUGGAAUUGUUGCGGAAUCAAAGAGGGCUGUCUCAAGAGAAUAUUCUCAAAGACCUGUUGCCCACUUAACUAUGAAAAAGAUUUUUGUUGAUGGCGUUAAAGAAGACACUGAAGAACAUCAUCUAAGAGAUUAUUUUGAACAGCAUGGGAAAAUUGAAGUGAUUGAGAUCAUGACUGACCGAGGCACUGGGAGAAAGAGAGGCUUUGCUUUUGUAAUGUUUGAUGACCAUGACUCUGUAGACAGAUUGUCCUUUAAAAAUCCCAUACGGCCACAUGUGGUGAAUGGCCACAACGGUGAAGGAAGGCAAGCCCUAUCUAAGCAAGAAAUGGCUAGUGCUUCAUCCAGUCAAGGAGGUCAAAGUCGUUCUGGAAACUCUAGUGGCAGUUGUGAAAGUGGUUUUGGUGGGAAUGACAACUUUGGUCAUGGAGGGAACUUCAGCAGACAAGGAGGCUUUGGUGGCAGUCGAGGUGGUGGUGGAUAUGGUGGCAGCGGGGAUGGCUAUGGAUUUGGUAAUGAUGGAAGCAAUUUUGGAGGUGGUGGAAGCUGUAAUGAUUCUGGCAAUUGCAACAGUAAAUUUUCAAAUUUUGGACCCAUGAAAGGAGGAAAUUUUGGAGGUAGGAGCUCUGGCCCCUAUGGUGGUGGAGGCCAAUACUUUGCCAAACCAUGAAUCCAAGCUGGCUAUGGCGGUUCCAGCAGCAGCAAUAGCUACAGCUGUGGCAGGACGUUUUAAUUACUGCCAGGAAACAGCUUAAUAGGAGAGGAGAGCCAGAGAAAUGACAGGGAAGCUACAGGUUGCAACAGAUUUGUGAACUCAGCCAAGCACAGUGGUAGCAGGGCCUAGCUGCUAUGAAGAAGACAUGUUUUAAACAAUACUCAUAUGUAUGGGCAAAAAAUUUGAGGACUGUAUUUGUGACUAAUUGUAGAACAAGUUAUUUUAGUUUCUGUUCUAUGGAAAGUGUAAAGCAUUCCAACAAAGGGUUCUAAUGUAGAUUUUUUUUUUUUUUGCACCCAUGCUGUUGAUUGCUAAAUAUAGUGGUCUGGUCAUGGCACUGAAUAAAUGUGUCUUUAA